Messenger RNA from Pelobates fuscus (common spadefoot toad), 2868 nucleotides. It is a transcript of the gene PTAFR, whose product is annotated as platelet activating factor receptor. Gene Ontology annotation, molecular function: platelet activating factor receptor activity; G protein-coupled purinergic nucleotide receptor activity. The record is from RefSeq and is a predicted model, not a curated record. NCBI's taxonomy places the organism in Eukaryota, Metazoa, Chordata, Amphibia, Anura, Pelobatidae. The coding region runs from base 186 to 1247 and encodes 353 amino acids. The transcript is spliced from 3 exons. Gene Ontology annotation, cellular component: membrane. Gene Ontology annotation, biological process: chemotaxis; G protein-coupled receptor signaling pathway.
CAUGAUUAGAAAGAGGAAUAAAACAAAAUGAAAGAUUGCUGACAUUUGAUUCUGAAUAGAACUUCUCUAAUCUCAUCAUAUAACUGCUGCUUGAAAACGUGUAAUUAUUUAAAGUAUCUUUAUCACAGACCAGGACUCAAAGCGGUGAGGACAAAAGAAAAACUUCCAAAUAGAACCUAACAGAUAUGGAAAACCAGCAAAAGCUUGUUGACCCCUGCACAGUGGAUUCUCAUUUUCGAUACACUCUCUUUACUGUGUCAUACAUAAUUAUUUUUAUCUUUGGUUUCACUGCCAACUGCUAUGUUUUGUGGGUAUUUACUCGGGUUUAUCCAGCUAAAAGGUUGAGCGAAAUUAAAAUAUUCAUGAUCAAUCUGACUGUGGCUGACCUGCUGUUCUUGGUGACACUGCCUCUUUGGAUAGCAUAUUACCAUUAUCAAGGUGACUGGCUUAUGCCACCAUUUCUGUGCAAUGUGGCUGGCUGCCUUUUUUUCCUAAAUACUUAUUGUUCAGUGGCUUUUCUUGGAGUCAUUAGCUACAACAGGUUCCAGGCUGUGACACGGCCAGUGGAAACAGCUCAGUCAACUGCUAGAAUAAGAGGCAUCUGUGUCUCAACUGCUGUUUGGAUCCUUGUAUUUUCCAGCUCUUUAUUUUUCCUUAUUAAUCCCGGAACCAACACGGUUAAUAUUAAUGGUGUCAACUUUACUCGCUGCUUUGAAGGCUAUGACACUGAAAACAGUGGUCCUGUUGCCAUCAUCCACUUCAUUCUGGUUGGAGCCUUCUUUGUUGUGUUUGUCAUCAUUUUAGUAUGCAACCUUGUAAUUAUCAGGACAUUAUUAACCAAACCUAUCCAGGCCAAGCAGAGUGCAGAAAUGAAGCAUCGAGCUCUGUGGAUGGUGUGCGCGGUUAUGGGCGUGUUUGUCAUAUGUUUUGUCCCUCACCAUAUUGUAGAUGGCCCAUGGACUUUGACUGUCCUGAGAAUGUGGCAUGAAAAUGACUGCAGUUUCCGCCAGACACUGAAUGAUGUGCAUCAGGUGACACUGUGUUUAAUGAGCACAAACUGCAUGCUAGAUCCAAUUAUCUACUGUUUCCUCACCAAGAAGUUCAGAAGACAUUUCAGCGAGCACAUCAAGAGUCUAAAACACAGCCGAGCAGCCAAUCCACACGAGGGCCAAGACCCAAUUCGAGAGCCACAGCAACUGAAUAUGGGACAAGGAAUGCUUGAAACAGAGGAUCCUGUGCAGCCAUAAGUGUUUAAAUGAUUCUCAGCAUCUAUCCUUGGUAUGUUUCAAGGAUAAUCACAUUUGAUUCUAGGUAGGACACUGAACCUUCAUGCCAUGUGAGAUUUAAAACUAGGCCAUUCUUAAAGGAACACUAUAGUGCUAUGAAUGCAAAAAUGUAUCCCAAACACUAUAGUGUCCUAGUCACUGUUUAGGUGACCAGGCCGCUGCUGCUAGGAUCAAAAAGGUGAUUUUACAUACCAUUUCUCCCUCGCAGCACCGGUCUCCUCAGGGAAUCUCUACCUCUUUGGCUGAGAUCAUCGAAACCAGUGAUCUCAGCCAAUACAUUGGGUGGCUGGUGUGCAUGUGUGGCAAAACACUGUGCUUCGCCAAUCCGAUGGUCUAUCUGGGACCAUGUGAUAGAAAUAGUGGCAUUUUACUUCACUAUUUUGCAGAAGCAUCUCUAGUGACUAUCAGUAUGACAGCCACUGGAAUUAGGUUAACCCUGCAAUGAAAACAUUGCCGUCCCUGCAGAACGGCAAUGUUUUCAGCUGCAGGGUUAAGACGGAGUUGACAUAGCAUCCAUACCACCUCGCUGGGAUGAAGUUAUCUUGGUGCCUAUAGAGUUCUUAUGAAAGCCAUAGUGGUAUAUGCCACUUACAUAAUAAGGAUCCACGCACUUUAUUAUUAUUAUUAUUUAUUUAUUUUUACAAAACAUAUCUAAGAUGAAAACAAGCAACCUAGAUACCUGAGAGUUUUGUAUUUGCUGCACUGUAUUGCACAUUGUGUUUUUUGUUUCAUAAAAGAUCUGCUAAAAAGCAGCCAUUCUAGACAGAUUGUCAUAUGGGACACAACAUGUAAAAUAAUUUACAAGACUUACAUACAAUAACAUAUGUAAGAACAUUAAAUCAACACACAUAUCAGGGCUCAAAAUUUUGCUAUUGGUGAGUGAAAAUUUAGCCCUAGCAAAUAGCCUGAUGAAUUCACUUGCACAUUCACAGACUUGCAGUGACAAGUAUCCUUUAAUGCCUGGCUUGUAGCAUUAAACUAGCAGCAACAGUGAGAUUUAGGUAUCUAAACCUGUCCCUUGUGGGCACCGCCAUCCUCUUGUUCCUCUUCUUUAUCGCUGUACAUGCAUGCAUAAGGAGUACAGCAUUGAGAUCUAUGGAGAAUCCAGCGAGAAAAUCCAUAGAAAGAGCUUUAAGGACCACUAUAGUGCCAGGAAAACAAACGCGUUUUCCUGGCACUAUAAGGUCUUUAGGUCUCCCCCACCCUCAGGGUUCCACUCCCGCUGGGCUGAAGGGGGCUGAAGGAGUUAAAACACUUACCUUUCUCCAGCGCCAGGCUCCCUCGGCGCUGGGGAACUCUCCUCCUCCUGCCGCUGUCAUAGCUGAAUGCGCAUGCGCAACAAGAGCCGUGCACGCAUUCAAACCGCCCAUAGGAAAACAUUGCUUAAUGCUUUCCUAUAGACAUCAGCAACUUCUCACUGUGAUUUUCACAGUGAGAAUAGCAGAAGCGGCCUCUAGUGGCUGUCAGUGAGACAGCCACUAGAGGCUGGAUUAACCCUAGUGUAAACAUAGCAGUUUCUCUGAAACUGCUAUGUUUACAGCUGCAGGGUUAACACUAGAGGGACCUGGCACCCAGACCACUU